Macaca mulatta (Rhesus monkey) is the source of this 594-nucleotide messenger RNA. It is a transcript of the gene APOC4, whose product is annotated as apolipoprotein C4. Gene Ontology annotation, biological process: triglyceride homeostasis; positive regulation of triglyceride storage. Gene Ontology annotation, cellular component: high-density lipoprotein particle; very-low-density lipoprotein particle. The record is from RefSeq and is marked validated. NCBI's taxonomy places the organism in Eukaryota, Metazoa, Chordata, Mammalia, Primates, Cercopithecidae.
GGCACGGAACCCCCAGAAAUGUCCCUCCUCAGAAACAGGCUCCAGGACCUGCCUGCCCUGUGCCUCUGUGCGCUGGUCCUGGCCUGCAUUGGGGCAUGCCAGUCAGAAGCCUAUGAAGGAACCCCCAGCCCCCCACCAAAGCUAAAGAUGAGUCACUGGAGCCUGGUGACGGGCAGGAUGAAGGAGCUGCUGGAGCCAGUGUUGAACAGGACCAGAGACAGGUGGCAGUGGUUCUGGAGCCCCAGCACCUUCCGGGGCUUCAUGCAGACGUACUAUGACGACCACCUCAGGGACCUGGGUCCGCGCACCAAGGCCUGGCUCCUCAAAUCCAAAGAAAGCCUCUUCAACAAGACCCACAGCCUGUGCCCCAGGAUUGUCUGUGGGGACAAGGACCAGGGUUAAAAUAUUCAUAAAAGCCAGGGGUGGUUGUGGCAGGUGCCUGUAGUCCCAGCGACUCAGGAGGCUGAGGUGGAAGGAUGGCUUGAGCCCAGGAGUCCGAGACCAGCCUGGGCAACACAGCGAGAUCCCUUGGGGGGGAAACAAAAAGAAAUAAAAAAAGUUCAUACUUCUCCAAUAAAUAAAGUCUCACCUGUG